Messenger RNA from Vicia villosa (hairy vetch), 450 nucleotides. RefSeq lists its product as uncharacterized. Lineage: Eukaryota; Viridiplantae; Streptophyta; Magnoliopsida; Fabales; Fabaceae. The record is from RefSeq and is a predicted model, not a curated record. The coding region runs from base 1 to 450 and encodes 149 amino acids. The transcript has a single exon.
AUGGGUUUGAAAUUGUCUUUUAUAAGUGGGAGUAUGAUGAUCAAUACUCUAACUAAUGGUUCUGUAACUAUUGCGCUAGUGUGUUUGAGUUGCCCUUUGACCAUUUAUGGUAAGAGUUUCAUGAUGAAUUUGUUGUGUUUACCCUUGCACCAAAUUGAUGUUAUUGUUGGAAUAAACUGGUUGGAGUUCAACUAUGUUCAUAUCAAUUGCUACAGUAAGACUGUGAGGUUCACAGAGUUUGGUGACGGUGGAGAGCCGAUGUUUUUAUCUGCUAAGCAAGUAGAAGGACUUUUAGAAGAUGAAGCUCAAAUGUUUGCAAUAUUUUCGGCACUGCAUAUUGAACGUGAAGCUGUCAGUGUUGAGUUACAUGUUGUCUGUGAAUUUCCAGAGGUGUUUCUAGAUGACAUCAGUGAUUUACCUCUAGAGCAUGAGGUGGAGUUUGCUAUAUAA